AUGCUGAAAGAGGAGAUCAGCUAUGGCGGCGACACUAAUAAAGAGAACGACGGAGAAGUAGCCGACUCAUCGGCUAAUCAAUCUGAUCACAGUACUACUCAUUUCACUCAACGUCAAUCCGACGAGGUUUAUUUCAACUCUUUGCAUCAUCCGAUGCUCCAUGGAAAUGCUAACCGGAGAUCAAUGCCGGUAGUUAUGCCUUCGGAAGAUUCAGUCGAGGAUAAAUCCGCUACAGAUUUCACGACCGAUAACCGCAUGCAGGAAACUCGUUUCGUUCUAGAAUAUCAGCAACUGUAUAAUCAGUAUGCGAUGUUAAUCGCUCGUGUUCAGGAAUCCCUGGGAGAAGUUGAAUCACUUCGCCAAGAGAAUGAUGAUCUUCGUUUUGUCAAUUCUGAUUUGAUGAAACGAUUGAGUCUUCUAUCGGAAGCUACGAUACAAAAUUGUAUUCUCUCAUCUGGCCGGUCGCCUCUAUCCUCAAUUGCCAAUGACUUGAACCGCCUCAGUCUAGGAGGAAACGUCGGAGAGGAUCUCGUCGCUAGCGAAGUUUCCAGUGUUAGUCCAACCAGCACCAUUGAACAAGAUCAAUUUGAAGGACCGGCGCCUAUGGAUCGUGUUUCACUGCCAAAAAGCAUCUCCGUUCGCUCAAGCGGUUACCUAACUAUUUCUCAUCGCGGUGGAAGCCGAGGAGGUCCUAGCAGGGGAAUCCAGUCAAAAAACGCCAACUCAAGCGGAUCGCAGCAACGAGUUUAUGUGCCAAGGGGUAAGAGAGAGGAGGAAGCGAUGGAAUUCGAGGUAUACAACCAGGGGAUGUUCAAGACCGAACUCUGCAACAAAUGGCAGGAAACAGGGAAAUGUCCAUAUGGAGAGCAAUGUCAAUUUGCACAUGGCAUCACUGAGCUGCGUCCAGUGAUCCGUCAUCCACGUUACAAAACAGAGGUCUGCCGAAUGGUUCUUGCUGGCGUCCCUUGUCCAUAUGGCCACCGUUGCCAUUUCCGCCAUUCCCUAACUGAUCAGGAAAGACUUCUCGGGCCACUUGCAUUCAAUUGAUGAAGUACUUUGGAGUUGAUUUGGUAAAUUCUUGUUUGAUCAUAUUC
Messenger RNA from Impatiens glandulifera, 1094 nucleotides. RefSeq names its product zinc finger CCCH domain-containing protein 14-like. Bases 1 to 1047 code for a protein of 348 amino acids. The transcript is spliced from 2 exons. The record is from RefSeq and is a predicted model, not a curated record. NCBI's taxonomy places the organism in Eukaryota, Viridiplantae, Streptophyta, Magnoliopsida, Ericales, Balsaminaceae. Gene Ontology annotation, molecular function: mRNA binding; metal ion binding.